UCUGUAUUGAAGAUUGGCCAAUGAAUCAUGGACGCUUCUAUUACUCCAUGUUCUCGUUGUGUGUUCAAUAUUUAGUACCAAUACUAAUAGUAUCAGGUGCCUAUUUUGGCAUCUAUAAUAAAUUGAAAAAUCGCAUUACUGUGGUUACCGUACAGACAACGUCAACCCAACGUAAUAUUGAACGUGGCAGACGUAUGAAACGCACAAAUUGUUUACUCAUUAGUAUUGCGAUUAUUUUUGGUGUGUCCUGGUUGCCUUUGAAUUUCUUCAAUUUGUAUGCGGAUAUGAAACGUCCGGCUGUUACCAACGAUAUGCUGGUGAUGUACGCCUUCUGUCACAUGAUUGGUAUGAGUUCGGCUUGUUCGAAUCCCCUGCUGUAUGGAUGGCUGAAUGAUAAUUUCCGUAAAGAAUUUAAAGAAAUAUUAUGCCGUUCUAAAGAAAACACUAAUAUUGCUCUUAAUGGUCAUACAACAGGAGGUGCUCAAUCACGACGGAAAAGGAAACACAAUGACAUAUCCAAAGGUGAUCUGAAGCUAUUAAGCAGUGUUGGUUUUGGUCAGAACGGUGAUGCUGGACGAUUGGGUACAUCCAACAAUAAUACAACAACCAAUGGUUUACGCAGUGCUGUUACCGAGUCGGUGGCAUUAACCGAAAAUCCCAUGUCAACAGAAGUGACAACAUUAGUAAUGCGGUAAAUUUAUUAUGCAUUAGAUGUUUGUAAACGUGUUUGUGUCCUCACGCCUGUG
Messenger RNA from Lucilia sericata (common green bottle fly), 746 nucleotides. Its product is annotated as neuropeptide F receptor-like. Gene Ontology annotation, cellular component: membrane. NCBI's taxonomy places the organism in Eukaryota, Metazoa, Arthropoda, Insecta, Diptera, Calliphoridae. Gene Ontology annotation, molecular function: G protein-coupled receptor activity. The record is from RefSeq and is a predicted model, not a curated record. Gene Ontology annotation, biological process: G protein-coupled receptor signaling pathway. Bases 21 to 695 code for a protein of 224 amino acids. The transcript has 2 exons.